AUGGGGGAGGGCCUAAUCUACUGCAUGCAAUCGCGCCUGAAGAUCCGUCCGGGUAACGAGGGGAGCAUCAACGCCGGAGGAUGCAACUUCAACUCCUUCCUCAGACGCACCGUGCGCUUCGUCGGAGUGCAUGUGUUUGGGCUGUGUGCCACCGCCUUGGUCACCGAUGUGAUCCAGUUAGCGACGGGCUACCACACGCCGUUCUUCCUGACCGUGUGCAAGCCCAACUACACGCAGCCGGGCAUCGCCUGCGACCGCAACCCCUACAUCACCAGAGACAUAUGCUCCGGCAUCGACCAGCACGCCAUACUGUCUGCAAGGAAGACUUUCCCUUCCCAGCAUGCAACGCUGUCUGCCUUCGCCGCUGUGUACAUAUCGGUGUGGAUGCACAACUCCAAUUGA
This is a messenger RNA of Engraulis encrasicolus (European anchovy), 402 nucleotides long. RefSeq names its product phospholipid phosphatase-related protein type 3-like. Gene Ontology annotation, molecular function: phosphatidate phosphatase activity. Lineage: Eukaryota; Metazoa; Chordata; Actinopteri; Clupeiformes; Engraulidae. The transcript has 4 exons. The record is from RefSeq and is a predicted model, not a curated record. Gene Ontology annotation, biological process: phospholipid dephosphorylation; signal transduction; phospholipid metabolic process. Bases 1 to 402 code for a protein of 133 amino acids. Gene Ontology annotation, cellular component: plasma membrane.